Gossypium raimondii (Peruvian cotton) is the source of this 1339-nucleotide messenger RNA. Its product is annotated as serine/threonine-protein phosphatase PP2A catalytic subunit. The transcript is spliced from 6 exons. The record is from RefSeq and is a predicted model, not a curated record. Gene Ontology annotation, cellular component: cytosol. The coding region runs from base 161 to 1081 and encodes 306 amino acids. Gene Ontology annotation, biological process: mitotic cell cycle; peptidyl-serine dephosphorylation. Gene Ontology annotation, molecular function: protein serine/threonine phosphatase activity. NCBI's taxonomy places the organism in Eukaryota, Viridiplantae, Streptophyta, Magnoliopsida, Malvales, Malvaceae.
GGAAAAAACUGAGAUUUGAGGACCAAAUCCAAUCUCCCCAAACCCUACGUAUGACUUGAUCGCCAAAAUCCUCAAACCUACAGCUUCGUCCUCUGCCGUUCGAUCAAAACUCCUUUAUAAAACAAAAUAGUUACGAAAGAUAUCAUCGAAAAGCUUAGCGAUGCCGUCCCACGGCGAUCUAGACCGUCAGAUCGAACACUUAAUGCAGUGCAAGCCGCUUCCGGAGGUGGAGGUGAAGACUCUGUGCGAGCAGGCACGUGCGAUCCUGGUGGAGGAGUGGAAUGUUCAGCCGGUGAAGUGCCCCGUCACCGUCUGCGGCGAUAUCCAUGGCCAAUUCCACGAUCUCAUCGAGUUGUUUCGCAUCGGCGGCAACGCUCCCGAUACUAAUUAUCUCUUUAUGGGCGAUUACGUGGAUCGAGGAUACUACUCUGUUGAGACUGUCACACUUUUAGUUGCUCUGAAAGUUCGUUAUAGGGAUAGAAUAACUAUUUUGAGGGGAAACCAUGAGAGCCGCCAGAUAACUCAAGUGUAUGGCUUUUAUGAUGAAUGCUUGAGAAAAUAUGGAAAUGCUAAUGUGUGGAAGUAUUUCACUGACCUCUUUGACUAUUUACCUCUGACUGCCUUGAUUGAAAGUCAGAUUUUCUGCUUGCAUGGUGGACUCUCCCCAUCUUUGGAUACAUUAGAUAACAUCCGUUCUCUUGACCGUAUUCAAGAGGUUCCUCAUGAGGGUCCAAUGUGUGAUCUCUUAUGGUCUGAUCCUGAUGAUCGAUGUGGAUGGGGAAUAUCUCCUCGAGGAGCUGGGUAUACCUUUGGGCAGGAUAUUUCUGGGCAGUUCAACCACACAAAUGGGCUGACCCUGAUUUCUAGAGCUCACCAGCUUGUUAUGGAAGGAUAUAAUUGGUCCCAGGAAAAGAAUGUGGUAACAGUGUUCAGUGCCCCAAACUACUGCUAUCGCUGUGGAAAUAUGGCUGCAAUACUUGAGAUUGGAGAGAAUAUGGAGCAAAGUUUUCUUCAGUUUGACCCAGCUCCACGUCAGAUUGAGCCUGAGACCACACGCAGAACCCCCGACUAUUUUUUGUAAUCCCCUUGACUUACCUCCUACCUGAAAAUGUUCAUAUUUACUGUUGUGUUUUUGUAGAUGUGUCUUACGAAGUUGGGGAGUUGUCGUUUUUAGUUUGUAAGGAGGGACAAAGAAACCAUUGUUUUUGUCAUUCUUUUUGGUUGUUGGAGUGCACAUUCAUACUAGUCUAUAGGGUUAAUUGGUAGAAGGUUUUUUUUUUUGGUUUUGUAUUCUGAAAGGUGAAAGAAGUAGAAUAACAAGGGAUUCUUUACUAUGAAA